Penicilliopsis zonata CBS 506.65 is the source of this 4659-nucleotide messenger RNA. RefSeq lists its product as hypothetical. Gene Ontology annotation, biological process: phospholipid translocation. Lineage: Eukaryota; Fungi; Ascomycota; Eurotiomycetes; Eurotiales; Aspergillaceae. Bases 1 to 4659 code for a protein of 1552 amino acids. Gene Ontology annotation, cellular component: plasma membrane. The transcript has 3 exons. Gene Ontology annotation, molecular function: ATP hydrolysis activity; magnesium ion binding; ATP binding. The record is from RefSeq and is a predicted model, not a curated record.
AUGACUUCGAUACGAUUUGACGCAGCGGAAGAAGCGCCGGGCAACGAGGUUCAGGAGACAAACAGUCGGGUUUCGAAGCCGACGAAACGACAACGAUGGGCGACACAGCGCGAGUCGGGCGCCGGGGGCGUGCGGAAACGUGUCUCGAUCAUCGAUCGCUUCCAUAAGCGCUCGGAGAUCAAGGAGGAGAAACGCCAGUCGGGCGCCAGCUUCAUCCCCUCCCUACAAGCCUCGGAACCUGCGUCGGGCAAGGAGCAGAAGGAGCAGCAGCAGCAGCAGCAGCAGCCGCAGAACCGCACCAUCUACUUCAAUACCCCCGUCCCGGAGUCGGAGCGCGACGAGGAGGGUCAUCUCUUGGCUGUCUAUCCCCGAAACAAGAUUCGUACUGCCAAAUAUACCCCCUUGAGUUUCAUUCCCAAGAAUAUCUGGCUCCAGUUCCACAAUAUCGCCAACGACUACUUCCUGUUUGUCAUCAUUCUCAACUUCUUUCCCAUAUUCGGUGCAAAUAAUCCGGGUUUGAACGCCGUCCCGCUGAUCGUGAUCAUCACCGCUACCGCCAUCAAGGAUGCCAUCGAGGAUUGGCGCCGCACCGUCCUCGAUAACGAGCUGAACAACUCCCCCGUCUACCGCUUGAUGAGCUGGCACAACGUGAAUUCCGUCGGCGAUGAGAUCUCGGCCUGGCGCCGCUUCAAAAAGGCCUGUACCCACUCCGCCAUCUACGUCUAUAAGCAGAUCGCCUCCCUCACGGGCAAGGGGAAGACCUUGCCCGCCACCAUCGAAGAUGAACGUCGCGCCUCCUUCAUGACCACCGUCACUCCACGCACCUCGGUCGCCUAUUCCAACCGUGCCUCCAUGUUCUCCCACCGCGGUGGUGGUGGUGGUGGUGGUGGUGUCGACCCCAACGAAGGCGCCAUCCAGAUGACCCCCGUGCCCUCCCCCAACCCGGAGGUCCGCGAAAGUUGGCCCCUCCCUGACGACGGGAUAGUGCCGCAGCCUCGACCCGACGAUAAUAACAAGCCCGCCGCCACCGCUGCCGCCCGGGCCAGCACCAUGUUUCCACAGGUCUCCCCCGGCAGCAUCCUCGACCGCUCGAAGCAGACCUCUGGAACGGCCCGCUUCAAGCGCGACUUUUGGAAGAACAUCGAGGUCGGUGAUUUCGUGCGGAUCUACAGCGGCGACCAGAUCCCCGCGGAUAUCGUCAUCAUGUCAACCUCCGACCCGGACGGCGCCUGUUACGUCGAGACCAAGAAUCUCGACGGUGAGACCAACCUCAAGGUCCGCCAGGCCCUCAACUGCAGCCGCCCGGUCCGACACGCGCGGGACUGUGAAAAGACCGAGUUCACCAUCGACAGCGAGGCGCCCCAUCCCAACCUCUACUCGUACAACGGCGCCAUUCGCUGGGAACAGGCCGACUACCCCGACGGGCCCCGCAAGGAUCGCGUCGAGCCCAUCUCCAUCAACAACCUGCUGCUCCGCGGUUGCUCCCUGCGCAAUACCGAGUGGGUCCUCGGCGUCGUCGUCUUCACCGGCGUCGAGACCAAGAUCAUGCUCAACUCGGGGGAGACCCCGACCAAGAGGGCCCGCCUCUUCACCGACAUGGUCAAGAAUGUCAUCUACAACUUCAUCAUCCUGUUCCUCAUGUGUCUGGUCUCCGGCAUCAUCAACGGGGUCUCCUGGGGCAACAAGGAGGCCUCGCUCGACUUCUUCGACUUUGGCUCCUAUGGCGGCACCCCGCCCGUGACCGGUGUCGUCACCUUCUGGGUGGCCGUCAUCCUCUUCCAGAACUUGGUGCCCAUCUCCCUCUUCAUCUCCCUCGAGAUCGUCCGCACUGUGCAGGCCAUCUUCAUCCACAGCGACGUUCACAUGUACUACGAGAAGCUGGGCAUCGCCUGUGUGCCCAAGACCUGGAACAUCUCCGACGACGUCGGCCAGAUCGAGUACAUCUUCUCCGACAAGACGGGAACCCUGACCCAGAACGUCAUGGAAUUCAAAAAGUGCACCAUCAACGGCGUCUCCUACGGCGAGGCCUACACCGAAGCCCAGUUGGGCAUGCAGCGCCGCGCGGGCAUCAACGUCGACGAAGAGGCCGCCCGCGCCGCCGAGCAGAUCCGCGUCAGUCGCAUCCGGAUGCUCGAGCUCCUCCGCGAGAUGCACAACAACCCUUACCUUCACGAUGACAAGCUGACCUUUGUCUCCCCCGACAUGAUCUCCGACAUGGGCGGCCGAACCGGUGAGGCCCAGCAGGCCGCCAUCGAGCAUUUCAUGCUGGCCCUGGCCGUCUGCCACACCGUCAUCACCGAACAUACCCCGGGCGACCCCCCGCAGAUCGAGUUCAAGGCCCAAUCGCCCGACGAGGCGGCCCUGGUCGCCACGGCCCGCGACUGCGGCUUCACCGUCCUGGGCCGGAGCGGGGAUGACCUGACGGUGAACGUGCUGGGCCAGGAACGGACCUACACCGUGCUCAACACCCUCGAGUUCAACUCCUCACGGAAGCGCAUGAGCGCCAUCAUCCGCAUGCCCGACGGCUCCAUCCGCCUGUUCUGCAAGGGUGCCGACAGCGUGAUCUACUCGCGGCUGGCCCGGGGCCAGCAGCAGGAGCUGCGCAAGUCCACCGCCGAUCACCUGGAGAUGUUUGCCCGCGAGGGCCUCCGGACCCUGUGCAUCGCCGAUCGCGAACUCAGCGAGGAGUACUACCAGACGUGGAGCCGCGAGCACGACGUGGCUGCUGCCGCCAUCUCCGAGCGCGAGGAGAAGCUCGAGAAGGUGGCCAGCGAGAUCGAGCAGGAGCUCAACCUGCUCGGUGGCACCGCCAUCGAGGACCGACUCCAGGAUGGGGUGCCGGACACCAUCUCCCUGCUGGCGGACGCCGGCAUCAAGCUCUGGGUCUUGACGGGCGACAAGGUGGAGACCGCCAUCAACAUCGGCUUUUCCUGCAACCUGCUCACCAACGACAUGGAACUGCUCGUCUUCAACGUGCCCGAGAACGAGCUGGAUCUGGCGGAGAACGAGCUGGACAAGAACCUGCAGAUAUUUGGCCUGACGGGCUCGGACGAGGAACUGAUCGCCGCGCGCAAGGACCACACCGCGCCCGCCCCGACGCACGCGGUGGUCAUCGACGGCGAUACGCUCAAGCUGAUGCUCAGCGACAAGCUGAAACAGAAGUUCCUCCUCCUGUGCAAGCAGUGCAAAUCUGUCCUGUGUUGCCGGGUCAGUCCCGCGCAAAAGGCCGCCGUGGUCAACAUGGUCCGCAACGGGCUCAACAUCAUGGCCCUGUCCAUCGGCGAUGGCGCCAACGACGUCGCCAUGAUCCAGGAGGCCGAUGUCGGCGUCGGCAUUGCAGGCGAGGAGGGCCGUCAGGCCGUCAUGUCCUCCGAUUAUGCCAUCGGCCAAUUCCGCUUCCUCCAACGCCUCGUCCUCGUGCAUGGCCGCUGGUCCUACCGCCGUCUGGGUGAGACCAUCGCCAACUUCUUCUACAAGAACUUGGUCUGGACCUUUGCCCUCUUCUGGUACUCCAUCUACAACAACUUUGACGGCUCCUACCUGUUUGACUACACCUACAUUGUUCUCGUCAAUCUGGCCUUUACCUCUCUGCCGGUCAUCUUCAUGGGCAUCUUUGACCAGGAUGUCGACGACAAGGUCUCCCUGGCCGUCCCGCAAUUGUACAUGCGUGGCAUUGAACGGAAAGAAUGGUCUCAACUGAAGUUUUGGCUGUACAUGGGCGAUGGUCUUUACCAGUCAGCAAUCUGCUUCUUUAUGCCGUAUCUCCUGUAUUCGCCCGCGAAUUUUAUCGAUCCCAAUGGGAGAGAUCUCGGUGACCGCAACCGCAUGGGUGUGUUGGUUGCGACAUGUGCCAUCAUUGCCAGCAACACGUACGUCCUGUUCAACAUGUACCGGUGGGAUUGGUUGUCGGUCUUGAUCAACGCCAUCAGCUCGCUGCUGGUCUUCUUCUGGACGGGUGUGUACACCUGCUUCACUUCUUCGGGCCAGUUCUACCAGGCCGCGCCGCAGGUCUACGGCGCGCUCUCCUUCUGGGCCGUGCUUUUGGUGACGGUGGCGAUCUGCCUGCUCCCUCGUUUCUUCAUCAAGUCCGUCCAGAAGGUCUACUUCCCCCGCGAUGUGGACAUCAUCCGCGAGCUGGUCAGCCUCGGCCACUUCAAGCAUCUCGACCGGUUUGAGGCCUACGUCCCGCCGAAUGCCGGGGUCACCGGCGUCACGGGGGCCAACAACCGCGGCGUGAAUGGCCUGAGCGGCGACUCGGCCACCUCCUCGUCCGAUAUGGGGAAACCUAUCGAGCAGCCCCCCAUCAAACGGGACCACCCGGCGCUCUCGGAAGAGGAACGGCCCAUCUACCCGCCUUCGGUCGCCCCGACGGCCAACACGCACAACCAACGGAGCCAGAACGGCAGCAACGGCACCAACUACACCAGCAGCUUCGAUAUGAACCGCCAUCCGCGGCCGCAGUCGAUCGAGUUCGCGCGGGCGUCGUACGACCGACCGCGUCCGUCGAUGGACCGGGCCCGCCAGAGCUUCGAGGCCAGCAACGACUUCACCUCGGCCGCCAUGCUGAGUCGCAUCGAAUCCUCGCACACCAACCCUCAACCGCCGACUAGUCCGCACGGCCCGCUCAGGGGUCACCGCGACCCUAUCGCCGUUCCGUAA